GAGGCAACAAGGGGGGGACGGGAACAAUGUCAUCAUGGUCGCCUUAAAAAAGAGUGCAGCUAUGUUGUGGUGAAAAGCACCUCGGGAGGAGAACAGAGGAUCAGUAGCAGAAAGGAAACAACAACAACAACAACAAAAAAGACGCAUCAGAUGAAAGUGGAUUUUUCCUCCUCGUCCGAAGUGCCUUCAGCUCUCUCUCUCCGUCCAGCGCGAACAUGCCGAGAGGAUUUUUGGUGAAGCGGAACAAGAAACCCAACCCGGUGUCUUACCGGGUCCGCUGUGAUGAGGAUGAAGCGGCGGCUGAUGCUCCAGCGCGGUCCUUCAUCGCGCCUCUCCCCUCCGUCCCGGUGCGCGCACAGACGCCGACGCCCACCUGCGGGGCGGCGGCUCCAGAGAAGGACGCGAAACCGGUGCAGUUUGGAAACCCGGAGUCGGUGUACCAGCCGCUCUACAGCCCCACCCGCCCCGUCAGCCAGGAUCACGAGCGCUCCUACUUUGACAGACGCUUCAACCUCGGCUCACCGGUCACCGCGGAGUCUUUCCCCACGCCGGCAGCCCUCACGGCUCUGGAUCACCUCUUCGCCCCGGUGGAUCUGAAGAUCGCCUCGAGUAACAGCAGCCGCACCGGCACCGUCAGCACCGCAUCAUCAUCCACCAGUGCUCUCCCCACCGCGGGGGCCAAACGACCCUCCGGCGACACCGAGCGCAAAGGCAAACCUGCAUCCAAGAAAACCAAAGCUAUCCGGAAACUGCACUUUGAGGAUGAUGUCACCACGUCUCCGGUCCUCGGGCUCAAGAUUAAAGAGGCCCCGGUGGAGCCUCUCAGACCCCAGCAAGCCGGAGGAGACAACCCGCCUUUGGGGGAGUUCGUGUGCCAGCUUUGCCGGGAGGCGUACGCGGACCCGUUCGCCCUGGCGCAGCACAAGUGCUCCAGGAUAGUCCGGGUCGAGUACAGGUGUCCCGAGUGUGACAAGGUGUUCAGCUGCCCGGCGAACCUCGCCUCACACCGGCGGUGGCACAAGCCGAAGCAGCAGACCGGAGCGGCUGCGCACAGUCUGGAGAACGAGAAGGCUGCAGCUGCAUCCGGUAAAACUGAUGAAGUGAAGGAUUCUAGUGACAGGGACACACCCAGCCCAGGACCGUCCGAGUCCGGCUCCGAGGAAGGGCUUUAUGAUUGUAACCACUGUGGGAAAAAGUUUAAGCGUCAAGCGUACCUGCGGAAGCACCUGGCGUCUCAGCACGGCUCCGCGAAGCCGGCGGAGGACGAGGACGCCCCUGUGUGCGAGCAGAGCGCGGCGCCGCUCAACCUGAGCGCGUCCAACUGCCACCUGUGCCCGGUGUGCGGGGAGAACUUCUCCAACAGGGGCAGCCAGGAGCGGCACAUCCGACUGCUGCACUCCUCGCAGGUCUAUCCCUGCAAAUACUGCCCCGCCAUCUUUUACAGCUCCCCGGGACUCACCAGACACAUCAACAAAUGCCACCCGUCCGAGAACCGGCAGGUGAUCCUGCUGCAGAUGCCGCUCCGCCCCGCCUGCUGAUCUGGGACUCUGGGGCUCCUUUCACACUGUCAGAUCAUCCAGCAGCUCCAUGUGAUGGAGGAUUUAAUGGUUACACUGCAAAAAAAUAUAAAAAAUCCAACAUAGAAAGAUUUUUUGAGAAUGUUGGGCUCCUAAAGUCUUCAUUUUUUAAAAUCAAGAGAAAAGUUUUGCAAGUAGCUGAUACUCUUGUUGACCUUCCUGUUGAUUUGAGACUUUCAUCUCAACUUUUAACAGUUUUCCUUUUUU
Labrus mixtus (cuckoo wrasse) is the source of this 1784-nucleotide messenger RNA. RefSeq names its product insulinoma-associated 1a (gene insm1a). Gene Ontology annotation, biological process: neuron differentiation; regulation of cell cycle process; negative regulation of transcription by RNA polymerase II. Gene Ontology annotation, cellular component: nucleus; transcription repressor complex. Gene Ontology annotation, molecular function: DNA-binding transcription repressor activity, RNA polymerase II-specific; RNA polymerase II cis-regulatory region sequence-specific DNA binding. NCBI's taxonomy places the organism in Eukaryota, Metazoa, Chordata, Actinopteri, Labriformes, Labridae. The transcript has a single exon. The record is from RefSeq and is a predicted model, not a curated record. The coding region runs from base 216 to 1538 and encodes 440 amino acids.